This is a messenger RNA of Dermacentor andersoni, 605 nucleotides long. The record is from RefSeq and is a predicted model, not a curated record. Lineage: Eukaryota; Metazoa; Arthropoda; Arachnida; Ixodida; Ixodidae.
CCACUUUGGCUUUUUUUCUGGUCCUCUCCGGGCUCACACUGCUUAUGCAAGUAAACGCUCGUUCACCAGAACCUCCACGAGCCACGGUACAGGAUCGCCGCCCCUCGUUGCCGGGGGGAGCGUGGCCGGGAGCGGAACCAGGAGUGUGGCCUGGAGCGUGGCCUGGAGCGGAGCCGGGAGCAUGGCCAGGAUCUGAGCCUGGAGUGUGGCCGGGACCUUCCUGGCCUGGUUUCUGGCCCUCUAGAAGGCGGUGCUGGAAAAGAAACGAGGUUUACAAGCAGUGCGUCAGCAGCAGCUGCGCCGAGGACAAGUGCUGGAAGAAACGUUUCCCGUUUUGCACUUUGGAUUGCAAUUAUGGUUGUUACUGUAAAGAUGGAUACUACAGGAAUCGAUGGGGACAGUGCGUGAGAAAGAAGGAGUGCGAGAGUGACUACACCGGGGGCAAACCGUAUGACCCGAUUUUCACAACACGCCCUUCCUCAUACCCCGGAAACUACGGCCCCGGUCAAUUUGGCUACGGCGGUUUUGAGAGGCUGUGAGAAUAACCUGACGCCUGCAAGAUCCAUGGUACAUAAUAAAAUUGCGGAUACGGCUGAUUUCGCGCA